Messenger RNA from Topomyia yanbarensis, 666 nucleotides. Its product is annotated as large ribosomal subunit protein uL15-like. The transcript is spliced from 4 exons. Gene Ontology annotation, cellular component: cytosolic large ribosomal subunit; ribosome. Gene Ontology annotation, molecular function: structural constituent of ribosome. NCBI's taxonomy places the organism in Eukaryota, Metazoa, Arthropoda, Insecta, Diptera, Culicidae. Gene Ontology annotation, biological process: translation. Bases 148 to 597 code for a protein of 149 amino acids. The record is from RefSeq and is a predicted model, not a curated record.
UGUCACAACCAGCAAACUCACCACCGGAAACAGUAAAGAAAAACGUCAAAGCUCCAUUUUCUGCUGCCUUCUUUUUCCGGCAGACUCGGUUGCUGUUGAACACAUUUUCGUGGCAGCAGUGUAAAGUUUUUCCGUUUAUCAACCACAAUGGUCAAUCUACGUAAAAGGAAGAAGACCAGGAAACUACGUGGUCAUGUCAGCCAUGGACAUGGACGUAUCGGAAAGCACCGUAAGCAUCCUGGAGGUCGUGGUAACGCUGGAGGUAUGCACCAUCACCGGAUAAACUACGAUAAGUACCACCCUGGUUACUUUGGUAAAGUUGGUAUGAGGAAUUUCCACCUGAACCGCAACCACCAGUACUGUCCAACGUUGAAUCUGACCAAACUAUGGUCCUUGGUCGGCGAGGACAAGCGCAUCGAGUGCAAGAAGGACAAAGCAAAGGUGCCUGUGGUGGAUCUAGUGAAAUUUGGUUACUUCAAACUGCUCGGAACGGGCCAUAUUCCCAAUCAGCCUAUCAUCGUAAAAGCCAAGUUUUUCUCGCGAAAGGCGGAAAAUAAAAUUAAGGCUGCAGGCGGUGCUUGCAUUCUGAGGGCGUAACGACCAACAACUAAUUUGCUGUAAGAUGGAGAAUUCGCGAAAAAUAUACAAUUUUUUUGGCGAAUAAGA